Messenger RNA from Daucus carota subsp. sativus, 1296 nucleotides. Its product is annotated as receptor-like protein 36. The transcript has a single exon. Bases 1 to 1296 code for a protein of 431 amino acids. Gene Ontology annotation, molecular function: protein binding. NCBI's taxonomy places the organism in Eukaryota, Viridiplantae, Streptophyta, Magnoliopsida, Apiales, Apiaceae. The record is from RefSeq and is a predicted model, not a curated record.
AUGCUACAAGGGAAUCUCCCAAUUCCUCCACCAAAUACAUAUUUGUACUCGGUGGAGAAGAACAGAAUAACAGGGGAGAUCUCACCCAUGAUAUGUGGUGUCAUGUCUCUAAAAGUACUCAUGUUGUCGAAUAACAACAUGAGUGGACCAAUUCCACCGUGCCUUGCUGAUUCUUUGGAAGCCCUUUUUCUCCAAGACAACAAGUUUUCUGGUCCAAUUCCUCAAUCAUACCCAAAGGAAUGCGACCUGAGGGUGAUGGACUUGAGUCAAAACCAGUUCGCAGGGGAAGUUCCAGAAUCGUUGUCAAAUUGUAAAAUGCUACAGGUUUUGGAUUUAUCAAAUAAUCAGAUGAAACAAACUUUCCCCGCUUGGUUGGGGACUCUUCCACGACUACAGGUUCUUCUUCUGCAUUUCAACAAGUUUCAUGGUGGAAUUGGGAGUCCAAGGAGUCCAUCGGAGUUCCCAUUGUUGUGCAUUAUUAAUCUCUCUCAUAACGCUUUGACUGGUGCUUUGCCUGUGAAUUAUAUCCGUACCUGGAACGGAAUGAAAGUUUCCCGUACAGGCAUGGAGCCAUAUAUUGGGACAGAUGUAAACACGACGUUUGCUUUUGGUGAUUACGCUAUCACGUACAAUCUCAAUUAUUACAGUCCAAUGGUUCUUACAAACAAAGGUGUCAAGACGGAGUACAAUAAGAUUUCUAAUAUUUUCAGUGCAAUUGACCUUUCAAGUAACAAGUUCACAGGACACGUCCCUGAAUCUCUUGGAAGUCUAAAGGCUCUGCAGUUGCUCGACCUUUCAAACAAUGAUCUUACAGGUCCAAUUCCUCCCUCACUCGGGAACCUAACACAGAUUGAAUCAUUGGACCUUUCACAGAACAAGCUCUCAGGAGACAUUCCUGAAGAGUUAGCAGCACAACUCAACUUUCUCGCUUUCUUCAAUGUGUCUCACAACCUCCUAAGUGGUCACAUACCACAAGGCCCGCAGUUCAGAACAUUCAACAACAAUUCUUACAUGGAAAACUCAGAACUUUGUGGAUUUCCUUUAUCUAAGAAUUGUGGAACUGUGCAGUCACCACCCGAGGACAAUGAGGAUGAUUCUGAUAAUUAUACGUUUCCAAGUGGAUUUGAUUGGCUAUUCAUACUAGCAGGAGCCGGAAGUGGACUUGUCGUUGGCUUUGUCAUCGGAAACAUUUUCAUGGAUAGGCACUACUGGCUGAUUGAUGGGAUUGCCCAGAGCUUUGGAGGGACACAAAAGAACAGGAGGAGACGGAAGAGGCAGCAGAACAUUCGGAAUUAA